Vespa mandarinia (Asian giant hornet) is the source of this 2294-nucleotide messenger RNA. It is a transcript of the gene Epp, whose product is annotated as Ecdysteroid phosphate phosphatase. The record is from RefSeq and is a predicted model, not a curated record. Lineage: Eukaryota; Metazoa; Arthropoda; Insecta; Hymenoptera; Vespidae. Gene Ontology annotation, molecular function: protein binding.
UAUGCAAACGAUAAAAAAGAAAAAAAAGAGAAAGAGAAAAAAAACAAUCUCAUCAGGAAAAUAUAAAAAUAGUUAUUUUUACAUUUGUUAGAUAAAGUAUUCAUCUAAAGUGCUGCUAUUAAAUUCUUUGUGGUAUUGUAAAAAAAAAAAAGAAAAAGAAAAAACGUUAUAUCAAAGUAAGAUUUCUCGUUCAUGAUCAAGCUGCAGCUUGGUGGCGACUCUUAAGUAACGUACCGUCAUGGCGACAUUACCGCCACGAAAAAAUCCAACCGCGACGAAAAUUUCGAAGCAACAGUUGACUCCUUUACAAACACUUUUACAACUUGGAUUUCCGAAACAUCGAGCGGAAAAAGCAUUAGCUGCUACUGGACAUCGUGGUGUUCAGCUUGCAUCUGACUGGUUACUUGCCCAUGUCAGAGAUCCGACUCUAGAUUUUAUUACACACAGACAAUAUGUCUUAUAUGCUUGUCCUACAGGAGCAUUGGCAGAACGUCUUUUAACAUUUUGGGCAGAAAGCAAAGAAUUAGGUUGGAAUGGGGCACAUAACUUUAUACCACAUAUUACACUUGUAUCUUUUUUUCAAGCAUCAGAUGAAUUAACUCCAGAACUUGUAAGUUCUCUUGAAAAUAUCAUCGACUUAGAUGAACUUUGCGAUCGUAUUGAUUUGGAAACAUAUGUUUCGCCCAACUUUAUGGGACUUUUCGUCAAAGAUGCAGACACUAAAUGGCUUACAAAAAUUUCUACCAAUUAUGUUGAUAAAUUAACAAGUUUAGGUAUUACUGCCAAACCUCAAGUAAAAUCAUUGCAUCUCACAUUGGCUUAUCAGUUUCCUAGCAAUUUAUUUCAACCUCUCCGUUUGAUGGUUGAAAAGUUGGGACCAACUACACCGGACAAUUGGGAACUUAGAUUAUAUUCUAGAGAUACUAGGUUACAAAAUUCUCAUGUCCAUAAAGUUAUACACGCGUAUACAUCUAAAGAACAUGAUGACUUAGAAUUAAGAGUAGGAGAUUAUGUUUAUAUACCAGAAGGAGCAUGUAAUGCUUCUACCGAUGGAUGGGUCGAAGGUACUUCCUGGUUAACAGGAACUUCAGGUCAUUUACCUUUAAAUCAUACAAAACGAACAGCUGAAUCAGAUUCAUGGACACUGCAUACUACUAUACAAAUUAAUAAUAAGAAAAGUGAAACCGUGGAAGAAGAGGCAAUGCCAAAAACAAGAAAACAACAACCAUCAUUGUUAUCUACUGAAGAUUCUAUAGAUACACCAGAUGGAAUAGAAAUAAAUAAAGAAUCAAUAGAGGAGGCCUCUUCAUCACCUAUAGUUUCUGCAAGACAGAUCUUCAUAUGUCGUCAUGGGGAGAGAGUAGAUUUUACAUUUGGUGCAUGGAUCCCAUAUUGCUUUGAAGAAAAUGGUUGUUAUGUACGUAGAGACCUAAAUAUGCCAAAGGAGAUACCACUAAGGAAUAUACGAGACUUUCAAAACGAUAGUCCUUUAACGACAGUUGGAGAAGUACAAGCAGGAUUGGUUGGUGAAGCAAUGAAAUCAUCUAACAUAAAAAUAGAUGUUGCUUUUACUUCGCCAUCUCUCAGAUGUGUUCAAACGCUUGCUCAUAUUUUAAAAGGUUUAGAUUUAGAUAUACCCAUGAAAAUAGAACCAGGUUUAAUAGAAUGGUUAGCAUGGUAUCCAAACGGUAUACCUGUCUGGAUGACUUCUGAAGAAUUAAUUAAUGCAGGUUUUAAUGUGGAUAAAAAUUAUAGCGAAAUAAUUCAAGCAAAGGAUCUUCCAUUAAAAGAAAAUGCAGCACAGUAUUAUGAAAGAAGCUAUGAUUUAAUUAAACGGAUAAUUGAAAGUACGGUAGGUAACAUUCUCAUAGUAGCUCAUGCUGCUUCUUUAGCAGCUUGUACUAAACAACUGACUGGUGGUCAGAUACCACCAGCAGCAGAAGUAACGAAAUUAGUUCAACGAGUACCAUACUUGGCAUGUUUAGCCGCUCGUGAAGAAUUGAAUGGGUGGCAACUUCACCCACCUCCUUUUCCUCCUAUCACGCAUACUAGUAAUAGUAGAUUUGACUGGAAGGUCUUAAUGUAAAAAAUAUAAAAAAAUAUUGAACAAUUGAAUUAACCUUUGAAACAUAAUAGAAUCGCAAUCAUAAAAGACUGUCAUGAUACAAUGAAUUUUAUAUAAGAGAAUAGUUGAUAUUGAAAUUAUCGAGAUCAAGAACGGACAUAAGCAGUCUUGCUUCAAAACAUAUAAUACAAAACAUAUGAUAUUUUCUUGUUUAGUAAUUAAGAACAUU